Molecule: messenger RNA, 1282 nt
Organism: Hibiscus syriacus
Lineage: Eukaryota; Viridiplantae; Streptophyta; Magnoliopsida; Malvales; Malvaceae
Product: wall-associated receptor kinase-like 2
Exons: 1
Coding region: 115-1275 (386 amino acids)
Biological process (GO): protein phosphorylation; cell surface receptor signaling pathway
Cellular component (GO): plasma membrane
Molecular function (GO): ATP binding; protein serine/threonine kinase activity
Source: RefSeq, a predicted model, not a curated record
UAUGAUGAUUCAAAGGGUAAAAUAAUUAUUUACACGAACUAACUAAACAAAUUCCAAUACGUCGCAGUUUUUGGCUGUCUCUUGUUCGUGAUUCUCCUAGCCCCAUCUGUAUACAUGUGCACAAAGAGACGAGAGUUAAUGAACCUCAAACAAAAAUACUUCAGACAAAAUGGAGGUUUCUUGCUGCUGCAGCAAAUUGCUUUCCAUGAAGGUUCCGGAGAACCCCCAAAAAUCUUUACUACACAAGAGUUAGCAGAGGCCACUGACAAUUACGCAGAGAGUCGAGUGGUUGGUCGAGGAGGCAGUGGAACAGUUUACAAAGGAACUCUGUGCAACGGUCGGGUCAUCGCCGUAAAGAAGUCGAGAAUGGUCGACAGGAAUCGUAUCAAUGAGUUCAUCAAUGAGGUGGUGGUGCUCACUCAAAUCAAUCAUCGGAAUGUCGUUAAGCUCUUGGGAUGUUGUUUGGAAACUGAGGUUCCGCUACUGGUUUAUGAAUAUGUUCCUAAUGAGAGCCUUCACUACCAUAUUCAUAAUCCCAGCAGGAGACGGUUGAUCCCGUGGGAAGAUCGAUUACGAAUAGCCACCGAAACUGCGACUGCUCUUGCUUAUCUCCACUCUGCAGUCGUGGUUCCCAUCAUUCACCGUGAUAUCAAAUCUUCCAACAUAUUAUUGGAUGACAACUACACCGCAAAAGUCGCAGAUUUCGGAGCUUCGAGGUUGAUUCCCACUGACCAGUCUCAAAUAACGACCCUGGUUAAAGGAACCCUCGGGUACUUGGACCCAGAAUACUUUCAAACAAGCCGACUGACAGAGAAGAGCGAUGUCUACAGCUUCGGGGUGGUGCUAGUGGAACUACUUACAGGGCAGUUGCCGGUGUCAUCUGAAAGAGCUGAAGCCCAAAAUAACUUAUCUUCUUACUUCAUUCAAGCAAUGCAACAGGGUCGUCUUGUGCAAAUCCUGGAGCCCAGACUUGCGAAUGAGGGGAACAUAGAACAACUUGAAGCCAUUGCAGAUCUUGCAAUGAGAUGUCUUCGGUUGAAGGGCGAAGAACGACCUACAAUGAAAGAAGUGGUGUUAGAGCUCGCCGGGUCAAGACGGAUUUACAAGUACCCUUGUCAUCAAGUUAACCGUGAGGAGACUCGCUUCUUGCUCGAUGAACAACAGGACUUACACAGAGCUGAGAGUUCAUCAGCAGUGAAUCUUUAUAGCGACAUAUCAUUUAAGCAGUAUAGCAUUACCAGUUUAGGGACAUUUUCAAUGGAUUUGCCUCGAUAAAACACUU